AAAGAAACUGGUACUCCGUCUACACAAUACACUAUCUAGGAUGAAGAUCUCUCUCCCACUUUGCCCCACCUUUCUACAUACCUGACAGUCAAAGCUUCGGCAAAGCAGAUCUUGAAGAACUUCACCUGCCAACUUAUCCUCAUACAAUAACUUCUCUGUAUGGAAAGGACGCAUGCUCUUUUGCUGAAUGCUUCCAUAUUAGCUUUCAGUUCUACUCAAGAUGGCUUCUUGUUGCCAUGUCACGUCUGAAGGGCUGAGGAUUCCAGCUUCGUCGCAGGUUGUAUAUCGGGAAGACUGUACACAGUGUUUCGACUCAAUAGAUGAGGAACAUGGUCUUAAUGUUUGCUUAACAUGUUUCAAUGGAGGCUGCGCUGGUGAUAGAAAUCAUGCCUUUCUCCACUAUGAACGUUGCAGUCACCCUCUAGCGCUCAAUAUUAAAAGAUCACGUAAAAACGUCCAGAGGGAUGAGCCACCACAGAAGAUUUCGAAGCUUGCAAUCGCCGCUGAAACCGAUGAGGACCGUUAUGUCACGAAAACACGUGUUGUCUGUUAUCCUUGCUGUCAGAAUGAUCUCGAUGCAUCCAGAGGUAGGCUGCCAGCUGUAAUUGACGGCGUGAUGAAAGCGAUGACCUUCUCCAAAAGAGAGGAAGUCAAGGCCUGGGAGCAGGAGUUCAUCCCCUGCGAGCAUACCAUAAAUCUAAUCCAGGGAGCGUCAAGACAGAUUGAAUCUAAGGAGCUAGUCCAGUGUUCCAUGUGUAACCUGAAAGAGAACCUCUGGCUAUGUCUAGAAUGCGGCAACCUUGGCUGCGGUCGCAGUCAGUUUGGCGGAGUUGGAGGAAACUCGCAUGCACUUGCGCAUUCUGACAUAAAAUCGCAUGCCGUUGCAGUGAAGCUGGGUUCUAUAACUGCAGAUGGCUCGGCAGACGUGUACUGCUAUAGAUGCAACGAAGAAAGGACCGAUCCUAACCUGGCUACUCAUCUUGCUAAUUGGGGCAUCAAUCUAGCGGGCCGUGAGAAGACAGAGAAAAGCCUUAUGGAGAUGCAGGUUGAGCAAAAUAUGAGAUGGGAAUUUUCGAUGACUUCUGAGGACGGCCAUGAACUUACACCGGUGUUUGGGCCAGGAUUAACCGGCUUGACUAACUUAGGAAACAGUUGUUAUCUCUCAAGUGUUGUCCAAUGCCUUUUCGCCUUGCCUGAGUUCCAAAAACGAUAUUACCAUCCUAACAGCGAGCCGCCGCACACGCAAAGGCCAGCGGAGGACCUUGAAACCCAACUGCGGAAGCUGGCCGACGGCAUCCUCUCUGGCAGAUACUCCAGACCCGAUAGCGAUGUCAGGUCUUCCCCUGAUUCAGCUGAAGUUCCUCAUCAAAAGGGCUUAGCACCCGCCAUGUUCAAGCAUCUCGUUGGCCGUAAUCAUGAAGAAUUCUCUACGAUGAGACAACAGGAUGCGUUCGAGUUCAUGCUUCACCUCUUCAAGCAGAUAAACUUGUCCAAGCAUCCCGGAGGAUUAGAUAACCCAAUCACCUCGUUCGGCUUCUCUAUGCAACAGCGUCUCCAAUGUUUGCAGUGCAAGAAGGUUCGUUACAGGGCUGACGCACAAGAUAACAUUUCGAUCCCUGUUCCCGCUCGUCGGCUCCCCGAUGCAAAUGCUUCUGGCUCCACAAACGAGUAUGAGAGUGUCACUCUAGCAGAAUGUCUGGAUGCUUUUACAGCCGAGGAAGUUGUUGAAUUCAGCUGCCCGUCCUGCGGUUCCACGGAGGGGUUCAAUAAGCAAUCUUCAUUCAAAACCCUACCGCAGAAACUGGUUAUUAAUGCGCGGAGGUUCGAACUGAUAAAUUGGGUACCCACAAAGUUGAAUAUUCCGGUAGAAGUUGAUGAGGAGCCAAUAGACUUUGGUACUUACCUUUCCUCCGGGCCCAAUCCAGAUGAGGAGCUUCUCCCUGACAUUCAGGAACCUGAAAAUACGUUUAAGCCCAAUGAAAUUGCGAUGGAACAGCUUGUCGGCAUGGGUUUUCCGAAUACAAGGUGCGAAAGGGCGCUUUAUGUGACCGGCAACUCGGAUGUUGAGGCUGCUAUGAACUGGCUCUUUGCUCACAUGGAAGACCCUGAUAUCGACGAGCCGCUCGAUAAGGUGGUUACCAGCACCUCAGGGAGCCAGCAAGACCCAGCUAAGGUUGCGCAGUUGACUGAAAUGGGCAUAAAUUCUGGUCAUGCUAGGAGGGCAUUGGCAGCGACGGAGGGGGAUCUCAACAGGGCAAUUGAUUGGGUGUUCACCCAUCCGGAGGAUUCAAUGGACAUCGGUCCAGACUCUGACAUCCCUGAAUCCAGUGAUAUACAUCUAGACUCUGAUGCCACGCCAGCAAAAUACCAAUUGCAAUCAAUAGUGUGCCACAAAGGCUCAUCUGUGCAUGCUGGGCACUAUGUCGCAAUUGUGCGUAAGGCCGUGCCAGGAAGUAAUGGUACUCGGUGGGUCAUGUUCAAUGAUGAGAAGGUUGUUCAGGUGGAUGACAUACAAGAGAUGAAGAAGUUCGCAUAUAUUUACGUAUUCUCUCGGACCUAACCUAUGAAAUCAAUCGGGUACAUGAACUGUUGUAUAGGUAUUAUGGGUUACUGAUAAUGUUUGUCAUAUGGUGAGAUGUACUCGUUGCUACGGCCGCCGUAUUCUGACGGGUUAGGUCGGCGACGGAUGAUUAUAUUAUAUCAGAUUAUCAUAUUCGGGCAUUUCGUAAAGCUAGUUGAUCAUUAUUCAUUCAUUCGGUUAACCUGUCUAAAUCGUGACUUGAAUAAUAAUAUUCAAUUUCAUGCAUUUAGAAACUACUACAGAUUAUUAUGAACAAAGUAGGUGAUGAGAAAUCGUUGGUUUGUUGGUUUAACUGAUAUAAGGAACUACUGUCAGGAAACAAAAGAGUUAAGAUGGGACUAUAAUACUAUAAUUACCGCAGAUACCUGCAAAUCUUUAAGAUGUUAUAUAUGUAUUUAGAUAUAUAUAUAACAAGUUAACCACAUUGAUUUUAUUUAGUUA
Messenger RNA from Aspergillus welwitschiae, 3022 nucleotides. RefSeq names its product ubiquitin-specific protease UBP14. Bases 221 to 2560 code for a protein of 779 amino acids. Lineage: Eukaryota; Fungi; Ascomycota; Eurotiomycetes; Eurotiales; Aspergillaceae. The record is from RefSeq and is a predicted model, not a curated record. The transcript is spliced from 7 exons. Gene Ontology annotation, molecular function: cysteine-type deubiquitinase activity; zinc ion binding; protein binding. Gene Ontology annotation, biological process: protein deubiquitination.